AAAAGAAAUUAAACAACACAAAGCGGUGGCACGCCGGCGGAUCGGAGCUAAUUAAUUAAUCCAUCAAUAUAUGGAGGCCGAUCCAGUGGUUCACCUGCCAUGCUCUUCCAUCGCAGUCGAUUCCGUAUUACGUCUGAGCUCCGCUGGAGCUAUCUGGGGUGCUUGCUAUGGCCCUUUUGCUGCUAAAAGACUAGGUCUAUCUGGAAGCUACCGAGCAUCGUACAUUGCCAAGACCGUCGGCCAGUGCGGGUUUUAUUGCGGACUAUUUGCUGCAAUAUUUUCUUUUUCUCACUGUGGAAUACAAAGAUAUCGGCGCCGGAAUGACUGGAUUAAUACUUUGUCAGCUGGUGUUGUUGCUGGGGCAGCUUUUGGUGUUGGAACCCGGAACUGGAAACAAGUCGCUGGUAUUACUGGGCUGUCUUGUACAUUUUUUCAGUUAGUUAAAGACUCAAAAUCUGUAUGAUGCUUCAUCUUCAAGAAUUCCAUAGAGGCAAGUCAACAAGACUCUUAUAGGAAUAGGAGUAUUAUUUUUACAUCUUCCAUUCCCGGUCCAGUUUUCUUCAUUAUCUAUGAAAUUCUCCACUCUACCCACUCCUGUGUAUUUGGAUGUGUGCGAUUGGUUUGCCACUCAGUUUUAUGUAGACAUUUGGCAUAGGCGGCAGGUACUCCUCUCCACAAUGCAAUGGAGCUCAUUCCGCUCAAGCUAUCAUUCAUGAUUACCGUGCCUACGCUAGACUCAGACAGUACUGUUUGCAGCUGUGCAGUUUACUGGAUUGUAAACGAAUGUUAACAUUUAUUUAUCUGGUAUCAUAAGGAAAUGUAGUAGUUUUUCUGAGGUUGACUCGCAUUGUACAACUUGCUGGUUACAUUUGUUGGUUUGAUUUUCUCGAUUCAUUUUCUCGUUACAUCUCA
Messenger RNA from Salvia splendens (bonfire salvia), 912 nucleotides. Its product is annotated as outer envelope pore protein 16-4, chloroplastic. Gene Ontology annotation, cellular component: TIM22 mitochondrial import inner membrane insertion complex. The record is from RefSeq and is a predicted model, not a curated record. The coding region runs from base 71 to 463 and encodes 130 amino acids. Gene Ontology annotation, molecular function: transmembrane protein transporter activity. NCBI's taxonomy places the organism in Eukaryota, Viridiplantae, Streptophyta, Magnoliopsida, Lamiales, Lamiaceae. Gene Ontology annotation, biological process: protein insertion into mitochondrial inner membrane. The transcript is spliced from 6 exons.